Messenger RNA from Stegodyphus dumicola, 2049 nucleotides. Its product is annotated as thrombospondin type-1 domain-containing protein 7B-like. The record is from RefSeq and is a predicted model, not a curated record. Gene Ontology annotation, cellular component: plasma membrane. NCBI's taxonomy places the organism in Eukaryota, Metazoa, Arthropoda, Arachnida, Araneae, Eresidae. Gene Ontology annotation, biological process: actin cytoskeleton organization.
UUUAUAGGUAUCUGUGAACAUGAAGAAAUUGACUUCUGUGGCUUAUAUGGUUAUUUUGUACAGCAUAGUAUUCGGUUUAUCUUCCACAGAAGCUAGCCCCGAAUCGUCCGAUUUGGAUCGCAAUAGUUAUUCCUGGAAAAAUGGUUCAUGGAGUGCGUGCGUUAACAUAGAAAGAUGCGGAAUGGGAUUGCGGACUCGAAAGGUGUGGUGCCAAGAUGCUACAGGACUCAUAUACCCUGAUUCUAAUUGCGUUUCAUUUGAAAAACCACCAACUGUCAAAUCCUGUUUUAGAGUUUGCCAAAAGCACAAACAUGAUUUAAGAUGGACGAUAGGUGAGUGGUCUCCAUGCAUUCCUGUGAAAAGAGGACUUCCUUCUACGCCUUGCAGGCAAACCUCCAUUGCCGGUGUAGCUCGUCGAACUGUCAAUUGUCUCUUUAAAAGAACGCAACGCAUUGUGUCGUCUGAAGCGUGUGAAUACUUCUGGGACAGACCUGAUUCCGAGAUGCCCUGCUCACUGGAUUGUCCUCAAGACUGCAUCGUGAGAAAAAGAAAUGUAUCUUGUAUUCCACCGGGAUGCAAAUCAAAUGGACAGUGGAUUGAAGAAGUUACGGAUGUAGUUAUCGCACCGGAUAGGGAUGGUAUGCUUUGUCCCAGUAUCGAUCACCGACCAGUAUGCAGUCCCGAUCUUCUCCCUGGAUUGUGCAAAAAUUCCGAUAAUGGAAAUAGGAGGUACUUGCUCAAGAUCAGUGAAUGGAGUCCUUGUCAGGUGCCUGAUAACGUCAAUGCAAACCGGAUUUCAUGGGUGGAAGAGGAAAUCCAAAUAGCACUUCACCCUCUCAUUGGAUUGAGCCGGAGGAAUCUCACCUGCAUCACAGAGGAUGGAGAAGUCACGGAUAUCAGUUUUUGCAAUGUUGUGGACGUUCCUGCAUUGGUCCGCCGGUGUGUUGUGCCAGUGCAUUGCGCCGUGUCUCCAUGGAGUGAAUGGAAUGUGACAGUAGAAGGAUGUAUCAGUUCUGAUGGUAAAGUCCAUCCGGAGACAAGAAUUCGAACUCGCCGACUACUUCAGAUGCCAGUUGGAACGGGUGCUGAGCCAUGUCCGCCACUAUUUGAGCAGCGAAUGGUUACAAUUGAUAUUCCGCGUUGUUAUAAGUAUCAGUGGUACCCUUUGGAAUGGAGCACAUGUGAAAUCCGACUUCACAACCAGCGUGGAGAAACGAAGGUUGUGGUACCCACAUGUGGAAGUGGAUUUCAGUAUCGCAACCUGACUUGUUUAAGGUCCAUAGAUAUGGUACCUGUCAACAAAAAGAUGUGCAAAGACCCGCGUCCAGUUACAAUCCAGAGGUGUAAAGUACCGUGCAAAAGGGAUUGUCAAGUCUCUCAGUGGUCGAGAUGGGGCCUUUGCAUGCCUUUCAACAAUACAGACUUCUGGGAAGAAAUAGAUUCGGGAUAUAGACGUCGUGAUCGCAGCGUCGUUGUCAGCCCGAGUAAUGGAGGAAAGCAAUGUCCUCAUCUGCAGGAACUGGACGAAUGCUCUGAAAUCGAGAUUUUUGAUUGGCAGUAUGGGAGCUGGAGUAACUGUUCCAUUCUGGAUCCCCAAGCUGUCUGUGGCCCAGGAGAGAGGACUAGAGAUUACACAUGCGUCAAUUAUGAUGGUGCACCCAUGAGUGAAUUAAUAUGCAAUCAUCACAAAUAUCUGGAGGGGCCAAGCGGAUCCUGCCGAGUUCCCUGCCCCAAUGACUGCAUCAUGACUGAAUGGUCAGAAUGGUCAGUUUGCAGUAAGAGAUGUGUUUCUUUGGAUGACGAAGGAGAACAAAUUAGGAAUAGAUCUGUACUCGCUAUUGCUGGAGAAGGGGGCAAAGAGUGUCCCAAGAAGAGGAGGAACGGCAGAAGCUGUAAUAUGUACAGCUGUGUACCAUACAAAUGGGAGACUUCAGAGUGGGGACUGUGCAUUACAUCUGACCAUCAUGGGGAAAUUUCAUACGGCACUGGAUUCCAAGAAAGGCAGAUACGCUGCGUGAAAGGAGGAAAAGAAGUCAAGUCCACCAAAAU